CCCAUGGAGUAAAUCCGCAAGUAUAAAUGGCCGCCGCGCUGACACAUCUGCUUCAAUCAAAGUCCAAACCGGUUCGACUCCACAAGUUAGCAACGCAAAGAAACAUGGAACACUCGAAACAAGCUCAGUACACUUCCAACGAACACUCAAAGCCGGCUCAGUACACUUCCAGCGACAGGAAAGACACCGGGGACACCGGCUCCGCCUUCAACGGACACUUUGACGGGAUGGUGAUAAGACCACCUGCUGCUUCCCUGACUCCGGCCGCCGAGUCCGCGUCGAACCGGUCGUCGGUGAUGGAGAGCUGGAAGGAGGAGCGAACCAGGAGCGUGGAGGACAACGAGAUGAGUCUGCCGUCCCUGGCCGCCGCCUUCACCACCAUCCUCAGGGGGCUCGGGGAGGACCCGCAGCGGCAGGGACUCGUCAAAACUCCCUGGAGAGCAGCGACCGCCAUGCAGUUCUUCACCAAGGGCUACCAGGAGACUAUCAUCGACGUGCUCAACGAUGCCAUCUUCGACGAGGACCACGACGAGAUGGUGAUUGUCAAAGACAUCGACGUCUUCUCCAUGUGCGAACAUCACCUGGUGCCCAUCAUCGGCAGGGUUCACAUCGGUUACCUCCCCAACAAGCGCGUCCUGGGCCUCAGCAAGCUAGCCAGGAUCGUAGAGAUCUACAGUCGCAGACUACAAGUUCAGGAGAGGCUGACCAAGCAAAUCGCCGUGGCCAUCACAGAAGCGCUGCAGCCAACUGGAGUCGGCGUCGUCAUGGAAGCAACUCACAUGUGCAUGGUGAUGCGAGGCGUCCAGAAGAUGAACAGCAAGACCAUCACCAGCACCAUGCUGGGUGUUUUUCGGGAAGAUCCCAAAACCCGCGAUGAGUUUCUGACGCUGAUCAGGAGCUGAAGUCCCUCCUCCGGCCUGUUGCCAAGGGUUACCUCCGUUUGCACAGACCAGCCCAUCUGCCGUCUGUGUAUGUGUGUCUAACUGUUGCCUUUUUAAACCAUAGUAGUACAGUAGAUCACGAGUCAAUACCCCGCCCAUCAAUGCCAAAAAAUAUCAAUCAUGGCCACGCCCAUAAAAGGCUCUAAAAUGCCUAUUUUUGAUACUUUAAACUCACAUUUAUUAAAAACAUUUUACAGUCAGUUUCACACAUUAACAAACAAUCAUAUACGAUAUUGUACUCAUCUUUUCAAAGCAUCUUCCUGCGGGAAAAUGUUGAGGGAAUUGACUUGCGGGUCAGCUCCUGCAGAUAGCGCCAUCCACCCACUUUCGACUUAAUUUACCAUAAAAUGCACAAAUUUACGACAUAAAGCAAGAGAAAACUAAUCUGUGAAUAUGCAGGAGCACGAAUGUCCCGACACAACUUUUUCACUUCCGAUACGAUACCGAUAUCGAUGCGAUAUCAGCAUGACUCGUACAUAUUUUUACGACUUAUUUUGGAGUGUGAAAAGUUAGAAAAGACUCUUAUCAAUUGAAUUGUGAAGUGAAUUGACUUGUGUGAAAGAUGCUUCGUAGCUGCGUCACAUUUUUACAACCUGCAGAUAGCGCCAUCAAACCACUUUCCAUUGAAGUAACCACAAAAAAUUAAUUAAUUGACUUGUGUGAAAGAUACUUCUGCUGGAUUCGUAGCUGCGUCACGUUUUUACAACCUGCAGAUAGCGCCAUCAAACCACUUUCCAUUGAAGUAACCGCAGAAAAUUAAUUAUUUAUAAUCAAAAGCAUAAAAAAACAAGAAGGAACGAAGGAGCGUGAAUAUCCUAACACAACAUUUUCACUUCCGAUACGAUACCGAUAUCGAUCCGAUAUCAGCAUGACUCCUACAUAUUUUUAUGACUUAUUUUGGAGUGUGAAAAGUUAGAAAAGACUCUUAUCAAUUGAAUUGUGAAGUGAAUUGACUUGUGUGAAAGAUGCUUCGUAGCUGCGUCACGUUUUUACAACCUGCAGAUAGCGCCAUCAAACCACUUUCCAUUGAAGUAACCACAAAAAAUUUAUUAUUUAUAAUCAAAAGCAUUAAAAAAACAAGAAGGAACGAAGGAGCGUGAAUAUCCUAACACAACUUUUUCACUUCCGAUACGAUACCGAUAUCGAUCCGAUAUCAGCAUGACCCGUACAUAUUUGUAUGACUUAUUUUGGAGUGUGAAAUGCUAGAAAAGACUCCAUCAAUUGAAUUGUGACGUGAAUUGACUUGUGUGAAAGAUGCUUCUGCUGGAUUCGUAGCUGCAUCACCCUGCAGAUAGCGCCAUCAAACCACGAUUGUCAAUCGUGUGAAUCAAUCAAACGGUGAAGUGAAUCAACUUGUGAGACGGCACCCUCUGCUGGAUGCAUAGAUGCAGCAUUCUUUGCCCUGUAGAUAGCGCCAUCGACCCACUUUCUAACAGAUGAAUAGGGAUCUACUGUACGUCCAUGACUUGCGGGGGUUGGCAGGAAGCAUUUAUUGCGUUGAAGGUCAUGAUGUGUGUUUAUGUGUGUGUGUUUUCAACUCAACAGAAGGAGUGCACUUGACUUGCUUUAUUAUUUUAUAUCACGUGACAUUACAAUAUGUAUUGUAAUAUCACAUGUUUAAAUCGUCAUCCAUAAAGCUGUGGUUUACAAUCAGAUUUUAAAAUUACAUUUUUUUUUAUUUAUAAAUGAAACAUGUAUGAUUAUAACACAAAGUAAAGACUUAAAAUACCGUAAAUGUGGUUAAAAAAGUAACUUGUCGCUAUUGACGUCAAACACGAACAAGGUCUUUGUCCAGCUGAUUGGAGGAAUGGUGGGGAAACUCGAUUCUUUGAGUCACUCACCGAAGUGAACCGGGUACUUUCAAUCACGUGAGUUACCUAUCACAGAGCGCAUGUGCAUAAACCCGCACAUGCGCACACCUCUCUUUCAAUGACACGUUACUUGAUUUUGUUUAUUAAUGUGGCGAGCUGUAGGUGGAGUGACUAAGAGUGAGUACCUGUGAGUCCCACAACAGUUUGAAAAUCGCGAGAUUUAAAACCACUCGUUCAUGACUAGCACAUCUCUCACAAUAUCACAGUCAUGUGAUUAUCCACAAAAUGGCGGCGUGUCAGGUAAGCUAGCUUAUUUCCUAAUGCCUACUAUUAUCAUCCAUUAAGCGUCAUUUUAAACAUUUUGCAAUUGUAAUACUUUAAUUGAGUGUCAAAUGUUUAUAAAUCCACCGUUCGUACUAUAUUAAUUCGAUUCAUUUAUGUAAAACAAGGUACGAAAAUAUCCGUCUUUUGCGAGCCGGACGAAACGUAUGUGUCACAAUAGCAAACAUGCUAAUAAGCCACUCUAUAUGUUUCACUGUUUAAAAUAAUUUUUGAGUGAAUGCAGGUUCUUUUGUUUAAUUCAAUGCAUGUUUGUGGUACUAAACGCAGUGUUUCCCAUUCAUUCGGUUCUAUAUAUUAAGUGCCUGCCACACACUUUAUAAUGAGACGGGUCUGUGAAUGUAAUUUGUCAUAACCUUUAAGAAAGUGUUCAGACCCUGCCAGAUACCCCUUUUCACAAACUUACUUACUUUGGUGUUUUUUAACUGACUUUUUGUCGCGUUAACAACAUUAUUACUCUCGUAUAUCGUCCAUUACAAUGAUAAUCACAUUCGUAAUGGCUGCUUAUCAUGUAUACAAUUAACCCCAAACCACAAAACAGACCGCAAUUCCGUGGGAAAACACAGCAGUGGAACACAUGAAAGAACACGUAUGCUUGAAAUUAUUUAGUAGUAUUUGAAACAAAACGUCAAAAAUGUGUUUUAUGUGCUCCAUUUGUAACUCUGUAAGUAAACUCCCCAUUAUAUUACUGUUAUGGGUCACCGAGUGCUUUGGCGCCCCCUGGUGGUGCUUUAGCUAAACUACAAAAUGAUUAUUAUUUUUUUGAAUGGAAGCAUGGUUGAUCACCAAUAUUGUGUUUUGAAAUAUACACUGUGAUUUAAAAAAAAAAAAAAAAGUAGUUUUCUGUCUGGACAUGAUUUUUUGUGUAGAGUUGAAUGUUAAGUGUGUGUGUGUACUUGAAUAUUUUGUGUUUUUUCCCCAUGUUUGUUAGUAAAUGUUUACUUGUGCGGUAUACUUUGUUAAAGAAUCCAUACUUUCUGAUGUCUAAUGUGCCGACUUUGUAUGUUUGGAUUUUUUUAUGAGUGUGGCAAAAAAAAAUUUGUGGCCUUGUUGAGACGGAAGGUCAGUUCUAUGGCUCCCUUGCCGUUGUUGUCACUUUAUUGUAUGUACUUUGUGUUUACUUGGACUUUUAAAAUCAUAGAUAAUAAUAAUAAUAAUAAUAAAUACCUGUGACAAAUUA
This is a messenger RNA of Doryrhamphus excisus (bluestripe pipefish), 4271 nucleotides long. RefSeq names its product GTP cyclohydrolase 1 (gene gch1). The record is from RefSeq and is a predicted model, not a curated record. Gene Ontology annotation, cellular component: cytoplasm. Gene Ontology annotation, molecular function: zinc ion binding; GTP cyclohydrolase I activity; GTP binding. Gene Ontology annotation, biological process: tetrahydrofolate biosynthetic process; tetrahydrobiopterin biosynthetic process. Lineage: Eukaryota; Metazoa; Chordata; Actinopteri; Syngnathiformes; Syngnathidae.